This is a messenger RNA of Meloidogyne enterolobii, 546 nucleotides long. The record is from the annotation of a GenBank genome assembly. NCBI's taxonomy places the organism in Eukaryota, Metazoa, Nematoda, Chromadorea, Rhabditida, Meloidogynidae.
AUGAGAACGGGUGAUUUUAUUAAUGCUUGUGUGUUGGCUGAUAAAUCUCCAAUUUCUUCAAAAAAACAAAAACAAUUAAUUCUCGCCAUUUAUUCCUACAGUCUAGCUUGUGAAUAUGCAUUUAAGGGGCUUGAAUUGGGGGUUGAUGUUGAUCAAAAUUUAAAUGCAGUUUUGUCUCUUUAUACACUUGAAUUGGUUGUUUUAAUUAGAAAAAAUUGUGUUGAUGAAAAUUCUUUGCUUUUUUGUAAUAAUUUUAUGUUGGGAUCAUUUGUCUUCAAUUAUACCCAAACAUUUAUAAAUUUACCCAAAGGAAAUAGAGAAAAUGAAUCUUUUAUUUUUUGUGAUCAAACAACAAUUUUAAGACGUUCAAAUGAAUAUUUUGAUGGAGAAGCUUGUUUAAAAAGAGCAUUUUUGUUGAGUGAAAAUAUUUAUUUUUUGAGAAGAUUUGUUUGGUUACUUGAAGAAUUUGAUGAAUUUAAAGAGGGAAUUUGUAAGGAAUUUUUUUUAAUAAACUUAAGCUUCCAAAGGAUUUCCUCUAUAAUUUAA